Messenger RNA from Pseudozyma flocculosa PF-1, 2727 nucleotides. RefSeq lists its product as uncharacterized. Lineage: Eukaryota; Fungi; Basidiomycota; Ustilaginomycetes; Ustilaginales; Ustilaginaceae. The record is from RefSeq and is a predicted model, not a curated record. The coding region runs from base 1 to 2727 and encodes 908 amino acids. The transcript is spliced from 5 exons. Gene Ontology annotation, molecular function: DNA-binding transcription factor activity, RNA polymerase II-specific; zinc ion binding. Gene Ontology annotation, biological process: regulation of DNA-templated transcription.
AUGGCCGAUACCCCACCCACCGCCCAGCUCGACACCGGGCUGCGCUUGGACCAGCCCACCAAGCCGGUCCAGCGUCGGUCCGCACUCGCCUGCCUCCCCUGCCGCUCGGCCAAGAACAAGUGCGACGGACAGGCACCGCCGUUGGCCGUCGAAUACUCGGCGUCCCAGGCGCUCAAGGCCGCGCCUUCGGACGACAUCCCUUCCGACGCGCCGUGUACCCGCUGCAGGCGACUCGAUCUGCGCUGCCUCUGGCAGCCCUCGCACCGCACGGGCAGGCCAAGGAAGAAGCGCAGGGCGUCGGAGACGAGAGACGACUUCGGAUCCGCCGGCAUCGGCCGUGCCGGCUUAGGUGCCGGCGCCGGCGCCGCCGGUAGCUCCAGCAGCCCACACCAUCGCCUCGGAUCGCACACGACUGCAUCCGGCGAGGCCCUGCGCCCGACGUUGCCCCCGGUCGACAUCACAGGGCCCGAGAUCUUUGCGCUGCUCAACACGUCGCCCUAUGACUCGACCGAGUCGUCGUACAGCGCUCUGGACAACGAGCAGUACGACGAGAGCGACCCAGGCCUAACGGACGAGUCGGCCAGCUUCGACGCCUCGUCGGUGCAGCCGUCUCCCCCGAGCGGCGUGGCGGCGUGGUCCGCCACCACUGCGCCUGCGACGGCGACCAUGGCACCUCCUUCCGCAGGCGGCCUGCAGCUGCAAUCUGCCUUUGACGCCGACCAUCCCAUCGUCCAGGAACGACCGUCGAAGCGUGCCCGCGACCAGUUCUCGAUGCUGCGGUCUCGCAUCGGCGUGGGAGUCCGCCAGGAGAGGAUGCUCGAGAUCAACUCGUCGCCUCCCAGCCUGUGGCCCGAGCUGCCGCCCGAGUUCCUCGGCCACGAAACGGACCUGCAGCGAGGCCUGCGGCUCUACUUCAGCGGCUUCGGCCUGUCCGUGCCCAUCCUCGGCGAGGAGGAGAACUUCUUCGCUGCGAGGUUUGUCCAGAUGCCGGAGCUGUCGCCCUCGCCGCUCGUGCUGCAUGCCGCGGCAACGUUGGGCCUGCUGCUCGAGGAAGGCAAGGACGCCGUGUCGGUGGACGCCAUGCGCGCGAGGACCAGGGAGCUGGCCGACGUCACCGUCGAGCGGUCGAGCGCCCUCCACGACACGGACCUGGCUCGGUUGCUCUCGGCCAUCCAGGGCCUCAUCCUGGUGGCGUACGACGACUAUGGCCGGACGCAGCUGCCCGCCGCCGCCCGCUACAUGCGCGCCGCGUGCGAUCUGGCGCUCCGUGCGCACCUCAACCUGCUCGACAGCGGACGGGACUUUGCCGCGCCCCACCAUGGCGAUCCGGGGCAGCCGGGCGGCCAUCGACGCGUCUCGUUCGCGGGCAUCGGGAGCAGUCGGUCCUUCACCCAGGACUUCCUGCAAGAUUGCCGACGGACCUGGUGGGAGCUCUACAUUGCUGAUCUCAUGUUCCACAUGACGACGAGCGGCAGGCUGCAGAGGAUCCUCACCGAUCGACGGAUGGUGGUCGCCGUCAAUAGCCCUCGGGAUCCUGGAGAUCGGGAGCGCUCCGAGGCCUACGACAUCCGCAUCCGAGCUGCGGCCCUGAUCAACGAGUGCACGAGGCCACCCGCCGAUCCGCGCAACCCGGACCUCGGCCGCCUCCAUGCCGUUGACACGAUGCUGAGCAACCUUCUCCUCCAGGGCCAGUCGCUCUGGGCCGGGAUCGCGGCGAGCGUGUCGAACCCGAGCCAGCAGAUGCGCCCAACGCCGAUGGUCCAGACCAAGCUCGAGAUCAUCUUCACCUCGUUGGUCGUGAUGCAUGCGGCGCGCAUCCAUCUCCACCGCCAGGCGUGGUUCUCGGACUUGCAGAUGGACCUCGAGUCGUGCUCGUUCCGGCCAAAGCACAGGUCGGGCACCGUCGAGCCGACGCCCUCUUCUGCGGCCGGCGCCGGCCGACUAGCCGUGAUCAGCGACGAGGCGCGGCGCGACUACAUCGCCAGCAGCGUCUCGACCAUCGUCUCAUGCUCCGACGGCAUUCUGCGGCUGAUCCGUCUGGAUGCAGAGAUGCACCUCGACCUGGCGAUGACGCGGCCCUCGGUGUUCGGCGCGCCGCCACCGCCGUCGAGCCCAGUACCGCCACACUGGCCGUUCUUUGCGUGCUGCAGCAUGGUGGCCUCGUUCGGAUACGCCGUCGCGGUGGCGGCGAGCGGGCCCGAGCACUCUGCGCUGCCGAGCUACCGGGACGAGAUCCGACUGCGCAUGGGUGAUGGGAGGGGAUCGGCAGGCCAGGCCGGCGCGGUCCCCCCCGUUGUCGACUACUCGAUCCAUGGCGCCAAUGACCCGACAAUGGACUCGCUCAUCGCCCACUGGGGCCAGCCACAGGGGCAUGGGCAUGGCCAGCGGCUCGGCGAUGGGUGCAUGGGGCCCGCCUCGUCCCCAUCGCAGCCUUCGUUGUCGCCUUCCUCGUCGUCGCCGGCGCCGGCUCCAGCGCCUCCGUCGACCUCGUCUGCAGCGUCGCAGUACGAGCUGGUGCAGGAGCAGAAGCGCCGCGACGAGGAGGCCUACAUCUGGAAGACGCGGGCGGCGCUGAGCAACAUCAGCUUUGCCGAGACGACGCUGUCGCUCUACGCCACCAUCUGGCCAAUGGCGGCCGUCUACCAGGCCGAGGUGCGCAAGUGCAAAGGGGCCGUCAACCUCAGCAGCAUCUGCGGCGGCGGCGGCGGCGGCGGCGGCCACUUCUGA